Molecule: messenger RNA, 561 nt
Organism: Mytilus californianus (California mussel)
Lineage: Eukaryota; Metazoa; Mollusca; Bivalvia; Mytilida; Mytilidae
Product: putative ankyrin repeat protein RF_0381
Exons: 2
Coding region: 1-561 (186 amino acids)
Molecular function (GO): protein binding
Source: RefSeq, a predicted model, not a curated record
AUGACAUUACAUAAGGCUUGUCUGAAAGGAAAUGAAGACAUGGUCAAAGUAUUAUGCAAAUUCGGCGCUUUAACAAAUCAGAGCAGCAAUAAUGGCUUUUCCCCUCUCCAUUUUGCUUGUGAUAUAGGACACACUAAAAUUACCGAGAUAUUAAUACAAACGGGUGUAGCAAUUGAUAAAGUUCACGAAAGUGGACAAACCCCAUUACAGUGUGCAUGUGAUAACAUGCAUAAUGAAAUAGCUAAAUUAUUACUUGACAGUGGUGCAGUUGAAAACAGCAGUGAUACACAUGGACGAACUUCACUACAUAGUGCAGCUGAAGAUGGAAAUACAGAUCUCAUUAAACUUUUGAUCGAUCAUAAUGCAGAUGUGAACCUUACUUGUAACUAUAGGCAUAAUGAAAAAGCUAAUGUUUUACUCGAAAAUAGUGCAGACGUCAACGAUCAUGAUGAAGAUGGUCGAACUUCACUAUUCAGUGCCGCUGAAAACGGAAAUAUAGUUCAUAUUAAAAUUCUUAUAGAACAUGAUGCAGAUGUAAACUUUCAAAAAAUAAUGGAAUGA